AUGGCUUCUGACGAGAAUGAGAUAAAAUUAACGUUGGGAUCUGCUGAGGUCGUGCCGGAAGAAGAGACCCAGCAACACAAAGACGAGCGCUUUCGCACGCUGUAUAGCAACCCACCGGAUUUCAAGCAGAUUGCCGCCCUAGACGCUGACUUCGCCGCAGUAGUUAAAGGACGGGACCUCGAUUUCAAAGAUCCCAAGGCCGUCCUGCAACUGUCCAAGACGUUGCUUAAACUUGACUUUGGUCUCUCACUAGACCUCCCGAGUAAUCGUCUUUGUCCCCCGAUCCCCAAUAGACACAACUACAUCCUGUGGCUCAAAGACUUGCUCGAUUCAACCACCUACGACGCCCCUGGCGGAAGACUCGUGGGCAUAGACAUUGGCACAGGAGCCAGCUGCAUAUACCCCAUGCUUGGCUGCACCCAACGGCCCUGGUAUUUUAUCGCCGCCGACAUUGACGACGAUAGUCUCAGCUGGGCUAAGAAGAAUGUCGAGCAAAACGACCUGCAAACCCGCAUCCAACUGGUCCGAUCCGACCCAAACGGCCCCAUCAUCCCCAUCUCGGCCGCUCCUACCGACGAUGUCGCCUUUGUCAUGACCAACCCGCCCUUUUACAAGUCCGCCGAGGAGCUCGACGAACGCGCCGCAGCCAAGUCGCUCCCGCCGCGCACCGCCUGCACCGGCGCGCCCGUGGAGAUGGUGACAGACGGCGGCGAGGUCGCCUUUGUCGGGCGCAUCCUCGACGAGUCGCUCGUGCUGCGCGGGCGUGUCCAGUGGUACACGGCCAUGCUCGGCUUCCUGUCUAGCGUCACGGCGCUGGUGCACCGGCUGCGGGCGCACGACAUCGGCAACUACGCCGUGACGGAGCUUGUGCAGGGCAAGAAGACGAGGCGAUGGGUGGUCGCGUGGAGCUUUCGGGCGAUGCGCCCGCCGCAGGCGAUUGCGCGCGGGACGGCGGCGGCGGGGUCGCUCAAGGGCAGCCUGCCCGCGCACACGGAGGUAACGGUGGCCGAUUUUCCGGGGCUUGACGCCAUUUCAAAGUUUGCCGCCGGGCUGCAGGAGGCCAUGGACGCGCUGGAGACGACGCACUGGGCGUGGGACAGGCAGAAGUUGGAGGGCACGCUACGGGUGGCGGACAAGGUGUGGACGAGGGCGUGGCGACGGCAGAGGCAACGUAGCAUGGACAUGGGCCUGCAAGUAAAUAACGGACGUGUCAAGGAAGAAUUUGGGUUUGGCAUAUCUAUUCACGUGAAUCUGGAUAGUGUUGUGGUUCGCUGCCGCUGGAUUGAAGGGCUGGACGAGUCUGCGUUCAUCAGCUUCACUGGCUACCUCAAGACGACAGCCAAGAACAUUUACGACGGCCUGGAAGAGAAGCAGCCGGAAAAGCCUGAAUAG
Molecule: messenger RNA, 1392 nt
Organism: Cordyceps militaris CM01
Lineage: Eukaryota; Fungi; Ascomycota; Sordariomycetes; Hypocreales; Cordycipitaceae
Product: S-adenosyl-L-methionine dependent methyltransferase, predicted
Exons: 4
Coding region: 1-1392 (463 amino acids)
Biological process (GO): rRNA base methylation
Cellular component (GO): nucleus
Molecular function (GO): 23S rRNA (adenine(1618)-N(6))-methyltransferase activity
Source: RefSeq, a predicted model, not a curated record